Xiphophorus maculatus (southern platyfish) is the source of this 4364-nucleotide messenger RNA. RefSeq names its product atypical chemokine receptor 4 (gene ackr4b). Bases 221 to 1336 code for a protein of 371 amino acids. The transcript is spliced from 2 exons. Gene Ontology annotation, molecular function: scavenger receptor activity; chemokine receptor activity; chemokine binding. The record is from RefSeq and is a predicted model, not a curated record. Lineage: Eukaryota; Metazoa; Chordata; Actinopteri; Cyprinodontiformes; Poeciliidae. Gene Ontology annotation, cellular component: membrane. Gene Ontology annotation, biological process: immune response; chemotaxis; G protein-coupled receptor signaling pathway.
ACACAUGUAUUCAGGGCUACGUGGAGAAGGGACACGCUCCUCGUGCCGUCAGGGCAGGGAGGAGAGCAGGCUGAGCAGCAGAAAUUAGUCACUUCAGUCCUGGUGAAAACACUAACACACCUCCUCUGGACUCGGCUACAGUUUGUAUGCGGCUCGCAGAGGUUUUUCUAAUCCUUACCGCUCUAAGAAAAAAAAAACUGCUGACAACAGUGCAGGAAACAUGGAAGACUUCUACACCAGUGAUGAUGCGGACAUCAGUUUCAACGAUACUUAUGAAUACGACUAUGAACACAGUGUCUGUGAGAAAGAAUCGGUGCGUUCUUUUGGCAGCGUCUUCCUCCCAAUCAUCUACACCCUGGCUCUGGUGGUGGGCCUGGCUGGGAAUGCCUUGGUGGUGGCGGUCUACACAUCCAAGUUGAGACUCCGGACCCUGACUGACAUGUGCAUCCUCAACUUGGCUAUCUCAGACCUGCUGCUGCUCUUCACCCUGCCGUUCUGGGCCGCCGACGCCAUCCAUGGCUGGAAGCUGGGCGUGGCUGCCUGCAAACUCAACUCCUUCCUCUAUAGCACCAACUUCAGUUGUGGCAUGCUACUGCUGGCAUGCAUCAGUGUGGAUCGCUAUCGGGCGGUGGCCCAAAACUCAGCAGGCAGAACUGGGACGGAUACCCGAGUCAGAAGGCAGUGGAUUUUGGUGUGUGUGACACUGUGGGCUUUAGCCAGCUUUUUUGGCCUUCCUGAACUCAUCUUCUCCACGGUAAAGACUUCCCAUCACAGGACCAGCUGCACAGCCAUCUACCCAACCAAUAUGGCCCGACCUGCAAAAGCUGCCCUGGAGUUGCUGGAAGUCAUCCUCCGCUUCCUUGUUCCCUUCCUGGUCAUGGUGGUCUGCUACUCAUGCAUAGGCCGGGCGCUAACUAAGGCUCCUGGGGUGCGCAGAGAACGGAAAUGGCGAGCGCUUCGGGUCCUCCUCGUCGUCGUGGCCGUGUUCCUGCUCACCCAGCUGCCCUACAACGUGGUCAAGCUAUGUCGAGCGAUGGACAUCAUCUACCACCUCGUCACGGACUGCGAAGUGAGCAAGCGCUUGGACCACGCUCGGCAGGUGACAGAGAGCCUGGCGCUCACCCACGCCUGCAUCAACCCCGUCCUCUAUGCCUUCAUCGGGUCUUCCUUCAGAGGACAUGUCCUGAAGGCUGCCAAGCACCUUGGACAGAGACUUGGAAGACACUCAAGGCAAGUCAACGAGGAGCCGGCGGUGGAGAUCGCACUCCACUCAGCGAGCCAGAACCAGUCUCAGUCUGGUUCGGAGGACCAGGACACCAGCACAUUCACUAUCUGAGACUUUAGCAUGUGCAGUGUUAGCCACCUUUACUGGCAAUCUUGGUCAAUAUGUAUUAAAAGCCUCAAAUUAAAUUCAUUUUUAUUGCAGUAGUAUAUUCUCAAACUAAAAUAAAUUGAGUAAAAAAUCUCUUGCUAAGAAAUAUUUAGGGCACAAUAAUUGAUACCCCCAAACUAUCAUUGCACAAACUAUCAUUGCCCAUAAAACAGGACUCAUACUAUGACAUUUUCACAGAGGUAGCACACAAUUCAAAUUAAAGCAAAGUUUACCAAACUCUGCACAUUUACCAUUUUGAUGGUAGGUAAUUGAGACUUAAUGGAUGAAUGUAACUGGACUAAUAGGUCAAUUUUUCUUAUUUUUCUAAAUUAGAACUUAACAUGUUUAAGAUCAUUAUGAUUUAUUUUUAGUUUUAUUUUUUGGCAUGCAACAAGUGCUCUCACACCUAAUGUGAGGGUUGGGCAUGAAAUACUUUAUUUUCAUAAAUUAAUUGGUUUUACAUUUUUAAAACAAUUAUUUUUCAUCCGAAUCAUUUAAAUGUAAAAUGUUAAACAGCCUGAAUUAAUAUACUUUUUAUUCAAAACCACCCCUAAAUGUCUUUUAGUCACAAACACCCGCAUAUUAUUUACAGAUAAGAAAAUCAAUGGGGGAACUUACAGUAUAAUAAUGUGUGUCGCCCUGAGGCACGUCAACAUGAGGCAGGAGGAAACUGGAAUCUAACCCAUAAUUUUCUGAUUGCAAGGCACUACAUUAACUAUUGAGUCACUCUGAAGACUUUGCUAAUCACUUCUUGAAGCCUAAUAUUAUCAUAUUAAAGUGCUUUAAAAGCCUUAAAAGCAGAAACCUUAUUCUUAAUUUUACAGCAUGUGAUUAUCCUACUGUAAUAAAAGAGGAAUUUGUUGAAGGCUUUUUACAGGUAUUUACCACAGGCACACCUACAAUUCUCUGAUACUAUAUGCCUAUUUACUUGAUAUAUAUAUAUAUAUAUAUAUAUAUUUACAUGCAAUAGCCGUCAUACAAGCUAGACAGGUGUAGCCGCACAUAACUUAAUGGCUAAAAAAUAUGUAAUAUAACGUUAAACGCACUAAGCUAUGUGUUUUGUAUAAAUUAUGUAUUUUCUUAAAUAAAAAACAAGGCCUCCAGCGACAUGCAUCUGUUACAAUUAAAUGCAGCUGAAUAACAAGUUGCUCAGGGGAACCGUUCAGAACAACUCCAAUCCAACUUUACAAUCAGCCCUGUCUUCCAAAAUCUCAUCUGCAUCGCAUUUCAUCACAUCCUGCGGCUUUGGGUUGAGAUGACGGAUGGCUCGGUUGCACAGUGGGUGACCCAUUGAGUCGAAAAACAUUUGGCAAGCAAAGACAGGAGAGCUCGCAGCAGGAAGGAUCCUUCCAUGCUAUUAGAGUAGUAAACAGCAAAGUCGCAUGUUCCUUAGAGGAGCUUAAAGCCUAACCGCUGUUUUUCAUCCACUUAUAUUUGUUUAUUUCUAUAAAAUAAAGUUUAAAGAGCAAAUGAUUUGCAGUGGAAAAGAACCUCCCACUAGAUCUCGCUUUUUUAUUUUUUUUGAUGCCACUAUGCACGAUAAUGCCAGACCAACCCUGAUACACUUCACAUCUUGGCUCAGAGUGCAGGGUUGCCAGAGUCCAAUGUUUAAUAGUUUGUUUAAGCCUCUGUGCUUGACAACAAAGAAGGUUGAGUUUGUCUUGGCAAAGCCUGGUCUUAAAAUCCACCUCAGACACGAUACAAUCUGUUUACUUUUUUGGCGUGUUUAGUAGCUAUCAGCCCACCUGAGUCAGCCUCUCUAAAUCCUUAAAGAACAUUGGUUCGUACAUCAAAGACAGAUGUCUAGCCUCUAAAUGUAUUUUUGCCAAACCUCAGCAGUGUAAAAAUGUAUAAAACAAAAUCUAUAGUAGAAAACCAUGUGAAGACGAGGUAUGGGACUUUGCAAAAGUAUUAUCACCUUCACAAAUUGUCCCACUGCAACCACAAAGUGAUGUAGAUUAGUGCAAGGGGGAAAAAAAAACAUUUUUUACAAAUGAAAAUCAGAAAAGCAAAGCAACCUCUCACUGUAAAAUCCUGUGCCGCUUUCAGGCGUCACCCAAUUAGUAAAUACAGUCAACCUGUGUGCGGUUUAAUCUCAGUAUAAAUGUGGCGUCUUCUGUGACGGCCUCAAAGGUUUCUCAGAGAACAUUAAGCAACAAACAGCAUCAUGAAGAGCAUACAUCAGAAGGGUCAGACGGAAAGCUGGUUUCAGAGCAGCAUCCCUAACUUUAAACAUGUCAAAGAGUUUAGUCCGUCAUUUGAAAAUGAAAAGUGACUGCAGCACAACUGCAAACCUAUCUAGAAAGGGACUGUCUGGAACAAAGCAGAGCAUUAUUCAGAGGAGAUGACAAGAAGCCUAUGGCUACUCUUGGCAACAGGCAUCAACAGUUCAGGCAGAAAAAAGCCUCUAGUGAUGAAAAGCCGCAAAACGUUCUGUUUUGAAGUUCACCAGAAUUAUGCCGGAAACCCAGCAAACGUGGAGGAACGUCAGAUUGCAUGAGGAACAGUGUUUUGCAUGUUAUUCCUUAGCAGGAUCACAAAGCUGGGAAGAGUCAGUAGGAGGAUGAACUGCCGGCUAUACUGGAAAAAGACCUGGUAGAAACUGCAAAAGGAGCAGAGACUUUUUUUUGCACUCAGCAGAACCACAAUCCUGUUGUUUACACUGAAGUGUUUGCAUGACCUACACUCAAAUCUAAAUUAAAAUGUGCCACAAGAUUUGAAAACUGAUGUUCGCAGGUGCUCUCCAUCCACUCUCACUAUUCUAGAGCAAUUUUACAAAGACUCAAUUGCAUCAAACAAAGUAUUCAAUUAUGCAGCAAAUAAUUGAAUACUUUGGGCAAAAAAGGGGGGCAAAAAACAAAAGCACGCAACACCUUUCAGAUAUUUUUGUUUAUUAUAAAAAAGUGAAAAACUACUAUGUGUAUUUUUAUUCUGUCACUAUUGUGUACUGAUCUACAAUAUAAAAUCCUAAUAAAAUACAAACUAAAACUGA